GAGGGGCGGGGCCCGGGUACAGGCAAGUCAGGGCCAGCCCACAGGGCUCCUUUUCCUUUUUGAUCCAUUCAAAAAUUACUCAUUGCAAAUUCCCGGACUGCUAGGCGAGGAGAGGGAAGGGGGCGGAGGAGACAGGGCUACUGCAGGCGCAGCGCUGGGGGCAGCCGGGGGCCCGAGUGGCUGAGGCUCGUCCCGCAGCGGCUGCUUGCCGGCGUUCUGGCUCCUGUGGCCUCACCAGGAAGCGUCAGAGUCUCGACACUGGGGAAGCUCGGAGCGCCGCCUCCGCCGCCGCCGCCUCCUGCUUGGCUCUGGGUCCCCGAGCCCCCUCCCCUGGCCCAGCCCGACUCCCUCCUCCUUCCCGGACCAUCCGGCUCGGGCUCCUUCCCUGGCGAUGGCUGGCCGCUGAGCCAUGGCUCAGUACGGCCACCCCAGUCCGCUCGGCAUGGCUGCGAGAGAGGAGCUGUACAGCAAAGUCACCCCCCGGAGGAACCGCCAACAGCGCCCCGGCACCAUCAAGCACGGAUCCGCGCUGGACGUGCUCCUCUCCAUGGGGUUCCCCAGAGCCCGCGCACAAAAAGCGUUGGCAUCCACGGGAGGAAGAAGUGUUCAGGCAGCAUGUGACUGGUUAUUCUCCCACGUUGGUGACCCCUUCCUGGAUGACCCCCUGCCCCGGGAGUACGUCCUCUACCUCCGUCCCACCGGCCCCUUAGCACAGAAGCUUUCUGACUUUUGGCAGCAGUCGAAGCAGAUCUGCGGGAAGAACAAGGCACACAACAUCUUCCCCCACAUCACACUCUGCCAGUUCUUUAUGUGCGAGGACAGCAAGGUGGAUGCCCUGGGGGAAGCCCUGCAGACCACGGUCAGUCGCUGGAAAUGUAAGUUCUCAGCCCCGCUGCCCCUGGAGCUCUACACGUCGUCCAACUUCAUCGGCCUCUUCGUAAAGGAAGACAGUGCGGAGGUCCUCAAGAAGUUUGCUGCUGACUUUGCUGCAGAGGCUGCAUCCAAAACCGAAGUGCAUGUGGAACCUCAUAAGAAGCAGCUACAUGUGACCCUGGCUUACCACUUCCAAGCCAGCCACCUACCCACCCUAGAGAAACUGGCCCAGAACAUUGACGUCAAGCUAGGGUGUGACUGGGUGGCUACCAUAUUUUCUCGGGAUAUCCGAUUUGCUAACCAUGAGACAUUACAAGUCAUCUACCCCUAUACCCCACAAAAUGACGAUGAGCUGGAGCUGGUCCCUGGGGACUUCAUCUUCAUGUCUCCAAUGGAGCAGACCAGCACCAGCGAGGGUUGGAUCUAUGGUACGUCCUUAACCACCGGCUGCUCUGGACUCCUGCCUGAGAAUUACAUUACCAAGGCUGAUGAAUGCAGCACCUGGAUAUUUCAUGGUUCUUAUUCAAUCUUAAAUACAUCAUCGUCCAACUCUCUCACAUUUGGGGAUGGAGUAUUGGAGAGGCGGCCGUAUGAGGACCAGGGGCUCGGGGAGACGACUCCUCUUACUAUCAUCUGCCAGCCCAUGCAGCCGCUGAGGGUCAACAGCCAGCCCGGCCCCCAGAAGCGAUGCCUUUUUGUGUGUCGGCAUGGUGAGAGGAUGGAUGUUGUGUUUGGGAAGUACUGGCUGUCCCAGUGCUUCGAUGCCAAAGGCCGCUACAUACGCACCAACCUGAACAUGCCUCAUAGUUUACCUCAGCGGAGUGGUGGUUUCCGAGAUUACGAGAAAGAUGCUCCCAUCACUGUGUUUGGAUGCAUGCAAGCGAGACUAGUGGGUGAAGCCUUAUUAGAGAGCAAUACCAUUAUCGAUCAUGUCUAUUGCUCCCCGUCCCUUCGCUGCGUUCAGACUGCACACAAUAUCUUGAAAGGUUUACAACAAGAAAAUCACUUGAAGAUCCGUGUAGAGCCCGGCUUAUUUGAGUGGACAAAAUGGGUUGCUGGGAGCACAUUACCUGCAUGGAUACCUCCAUCAGAGUUAGCUGCAGCCAACCUGAGUGUUGAUACAACCUACAGACCUCACAUUCCAGUCAGCAAAUUAGUUGUUUCAGAAUCCUAUGAUACUUAUAUCAGUAGAAGUUUCCAAGUAACAAAAGAAAUAAUAAGUGAAUGUAAAAGUAAAGGAAAUAACAUCCUGAUUGUGGCCCACGCAUCUUCCCUUGAAGCGUGCACCUGCCAGCUUCAGGGCCUGUCACCUCAGAACUCCAAGGACUUCGUACAAAUGGUCCGAAAGAUCCCAUAUCUGGGAUUUUGUUCCUGUGAAGAAUUAGGAGAAACUGGAAUAUGGCAGCUGACAGAUCCACCAAUCCUUCCUCUUACCCAUGGACCAACUGGGGGCUUCAACUGGAGAGAGACCUUGCUUCAAGAAUAAACCACACCAGUGAACGAGAAGGAAAGGCCUUUUGGAGUGUGUCUUUUUGUGUGUUUAAAAACAGUGGGAAAAUCCACACCACAUUCUAAGUGGACAGCUCAGAAUAAUUUAGCAUAUUUCCUUUCACACUUAAAGUUCUUAAGAUGAGACUGUAUAAAUGAGAGAAAGACUUGAUUCAGAGGAAAAAAAUGUGUUCUCUCUGGACUCUUGCCUAGCUCACAAGGCUUUGGAGAAUUGUCUUCCUAAAUCGGGGCACCUGCUACAGAAGAGAAUGUUUCGUUCCCUCUGGGUAUGCACAGCUAAGGGGCCUCAUUCCUCCCAGAGGGAGCUGCUGGCCCGCUCUAAGGGGUGCAAGAGGAAGGAGUGUGCCCAGACCAGCUGGGGGAGCAUUGAAAGGGCAGCUUGGGGAUGGAAUUUUUUUUUUUUAAUCUCCAUUUUCCAGUUAGGUAGAGCCAAGCUGAGGAAUCCUUUUAAGAUUAUUAGAAAACAUGCCCUGAAGAGAGUUGUUCUUAGGUUACACAUGCAAUCCUACCGUCACUAGCUCCCAUACAGCAGUGUUGCUGGCUGAAGAAACCCGCUUAAGGAUGCUAACAUUUACUCUGGUACUGCCACAUUUUCUCUAGAGCAGCUGGCCCUUCUUGCUACAGCCCUAUCCCCCCCUUGCUUCUGUGAAAUGGGGAGACAAAGCACUUUUGCUCUCCAAAGCACUUUUGGCUACUCAGGAGGAAAGAUAAGAUAAAUGUUUGAAGUAUUCAAUCAUAGGAACAAAGAACUUGCAAAAUAUGAAGUGACUUGGAAUUAACCAUGUUGUAGCCUAAUGUGCUACUGCAUUUCUAAAUCAUCAAUAUUUGCUUGUCUUUGCCCCUAGACUCUAGACUAUGUUAACUAGUUAAGGAUGUUACAUUUUGAAAGGAUGUAUGUUAGAUAUAUUAUUUGCAGCAAGAAGUUCAUUCUGUGCAAUAUGGACAUGUUUGCAAACCAUACCAAGGGUCAGGUUGUUGUACACUUACAGUACAUGUCAACCAUAAUGGAACAUCCACAGAUGCAUCAAUUAUACCAGGGAUGUAUAGUAAGUCAGGGAACUAAUAUAAAUGAUGACAGUCAUGGCUGCACUGCUACUUGUGCUGUCGUUUUGUUUGUUUUUCUAUGAUAAUUUAAAAUACAUAGGUAGGGCUACUUGAGGAAACUUGGAGAGCCACGUUCUGUGGUUUCUCAGUAUACUUACUUCCUGCAUUUAGAGGGAGUUUAUUUAAAAGAAAAAUAAAUGACAAUCAAACCAAAUCAUCAGUUAUCAAUAUCUGUUUAAUUGUAUGACUAUCUGACUGUUGAUGGCCACAGAUGAUGGUCUCCUAUGGUAUAGUUCACUCUGUAGAAGAUGUAUGCAAAGUGAAAUGCCAGCCCUUUAAAGAGACAUUAGUUAGUGUAAAAUGAAUCUUUAUAUGUUGCAGUAACAUUGACUGUGUUUCAAAACUCAGAUGCAUAAAACGUAAGGUAUAUAAAAAUAGAUCUAUGCUUGCAUUUGAAACUACAACUUGAUAACCCCUAGAAAGAAGAGGACAUGAAAGGAUGCUGGCUAUAUAUGUUAAUCAGCAAAAGGAUUAUAGUUAUUUUGUUUUGUUUUUAGAGACAGGGUCUCACUAUAAUGCUUAGACUGGUCUUGAACUCCUGGGCUCAAGCGAUCCUCCUGCCUCUGUCUCCCAAAGUGCUAGGAUUACAGGUGUGAGCCACCACACCUGGCCCAUAGUUGUAUUUUUUUUAGGUCACUUAGAAAAAUAUGUCAUGUAUUUUACAUUUUGAGAAACAAAUCAUGGUUUCUUCUAGCAUUGCACAAAUACUGACCCAGCUUCUGCGUAUGGAAAUAACCCUGUGGUGAUAUGUUAAUAUAAAAUGCUGGGGGGAAUAUUCCCAAUAAAGGUCUUAAAAGAAAAGUCACAUUACAACUAA
Messenger RNA from Pongo pygmaeus (Bornean orangutan), 4303 nucleotides. RefSeq names its product ubiquitin associated and SH3 domain containing B (gene UBASH3B). Gene Ontology annotation, cellular component: cytoplasm. Gene Ontology annotation, molecular function: protein binding; protein tyrosine phosphatase activity. Bases 410 to 2359 code for a protein of 649 amino acids. NCBI's taxonomy places the organism in Eukaryota, Metazoa, Chordata, Mammalia, Primates, Hominidae. The transcript is spliced from 14 exons. The record is from RefSeq and is a predicted model, not a curated record. Gene Ontology annotation, biological process: regulation of release of sequestered calcium ion into cytosol; platelet aggregation; negative regulation of bone resorption.